GGGAGAUCCAUCUCCACCAGGAACAGCAGGUUCCUCACCACGUGGUGGCACUCAUCUCCACCAGGAACCAGGAGGUUCUUCACCAUGUCGUGAGAUCCAUCUCCAUCAGGAACAGGAGGUUCUUCACCACGUGGGGAGAUCCAUCUCCACCAGGAACAGCAGGUUCUCCACCACGUGGUGGCACCUCUGCGCCAGGAGCAGCAGGUUCCUCACCACGUGGUGGCACCCAUCUCCACCAGGAACCUGGAGGUCCAUGAGGUUCUUCACCACGUGGGGAGAUCCAUCUCCACCAGGAACACCAGGAGGUCCAUGAGGUUCUCCACCACGUGGGGAGAUCCAUCUCCACCAGGAGGUUCUCCACCACGUGGUGGCACCUCUGCACCAGGAACAGGAGGUUCCUCACCACGUGUGGCACCCAUCUCCACCAGGAACAGCAGGUUCCUCACCACGUGGGGAGAUCCAUCUCCAUCAGGAACAGGAGGUCCAUGAGGUUCUUCACCACGUGGGGAGAUCCAUCUCCACCAGGAACUGGGAGGUUCAUGAGGUUCUCCACCACGUGGUGAGUUCCAUCUCCAUCAAGAACCCUGAGGUCCAUGUGGUGAGCUCCAUCUCCACCAGGAACAGGAGGUUCUUCACCACGUGGGGAGAUCCAUCUCCACCAGGAACAGGAAGUCCAUGAGGUUGUCCACCACAUGGGGAGAUCCAUCUCUACCAGGAACCUGGAGGUCCAUGAGGUUCUUCACCAUGUGGGGAGAUCCAUCUACACCAGGAACACCAGGAGGUUCUUCACCACAUAGGGAGAUCCAUCUCCACCAGGAACCUGGAGGUCCGUGAGGUUGUCCACCAUGUCGUGAGAUCCAUCUCCACCAGGAGCAGCAGGUUCCUCACCACAUGGGGAGAUCCAUCUCCACCAGGAACCAGGAGGUCCAUGAGGUUCCUCACCACGUGGGGAGAUCCAUCUCCACCAAGAAACAGGAGGUCCAUGAGGUUCCUCACCACGUGGGGAGAUCCAUCUCCACCAAGAAACAGGAGGUCCAUAUGAGGUUCUUCACCAUGUGGGGAGAUCCAUCUGCACCAGGAACCAGGAGGUCUCCAUCAUGUGGGGAGAUCCAUCUCCACCAGGAACAGGAGGUCCAUGAGGUUCUUCACCAUGUGGUGAGAUCCAUCUCCACUGAGAUCCCUGAGAUCCAUCUCCACCAAGAACCUGGAGGUCCAUGUGGUGAGCUCUAUGUCCACCAAGAACCUGGAGGUCCGUGAGGUUCUUCACCAUGUGGGGAGCUCCAUCUCCACCAAGAACCUGGAGGUUUGUGAGGUUCUGCACCACCUGGUGAGCUCCAUGUCCACCAAGAAACAGGAGAUCCAUGAGGUUCUCCAACCUCACCACGUGGUGAGUUCCAUCUACACCAAGAACCUGGAGGUCCAUGAGGUUCUCCACCACGUGGUGAGCUCCAUCUUCACUGAGAAGGUGCAGGUCCAUGAGGUUCUGGACCAUGUGGUGAGCUCCAUCUCCACCAAGAACCCUGAGGUCCGUGUGAGGAGCUCCAUCUCCACCAAGGAGCAGGAGAUCCAUGAGGUUCUCCAACUUCACCAUGCAGUGAACUCCAUCUCCACCAAGAACCUGGAGGUCCAUGAGGUUCUCCACGACAUGGUGAGCUCCAUGUCCACCAAGAACCAGGAGGUCCAUGAGGUUCUCCACCACGUGGUGAGCUCCAUCUUCAUGAAGAACCUGGAGGUCCAUGAGGUUCUCCACCACCUGGUGAGCUCCAUCUUCACUGAGAAGGUGCAGGUCCAUGAGGUUCUGGACCAUGUGGUGAGCUUCAUCUCCACCAAGAACCCUGAGGUCCAUGUGAGGAGCUCCAUCUUCACCAAGGAGCAGGAGAUCCAUGAGGUUCUCCACGACAUGGUGAGCUCCAUCUUACCAAGAACCAGGAGGUCCAUGAGGUUCUCCACCACGUGGUGAGCUCCAUGUCCACCAAGAACCAGGAGGUCCAUGAGGUUCUCCACCACGUGGUGAGCUCCAUCUCCACCAAGAACCAGGAGGUCCAUGAGGUUCUCCACCACGUGGUGAGCUCCAUCUCCACCAAGAACCAGGAGCUCCAUGAGCUUCUCCACCCUCCCCUCGUGCUGAGCUCCAUCUCCAGCAGGAGCUCCUGGACGGAGAACAUCCAGGGAUUGUCUCCAUCCAUCCCCACCCAGACAAGGAGAAGUCCUCGAGGUCCACCCCGACCUUCUGGCUGUGUCACCGCCCGGUUCCUCUCUGGGGGGUCCCGAGGAACAUCCUGGUCCUGAGGGAUCUCCAUGGGGUUGAGGAGGUCACCUGGACACCAGGGGACCUCGGUGACAAUUGUCCACCCCGGGGAGGAGACCUGGGAGGUGCCCAUGGGAGUGGUGGCCGAUUGUCCAUCCUGGAGGAGCCGGAUGUCCCCUCGUGUCCCCGUGUCCAUCCUGUCCCACCACGUCGGCACCACCAGGACCUGUCCUGGAGCCACCGGGGCUGCCCGGCCCUGUUGGAGCUGUCCCAGGACCUCCCAUCUGCUCCUGGUUCUUCUGAACCCAUCCUGGUGUCCACCAUCAGCUCCUGGAGACAUCUUGGGGUCCACCAUCCACUUCUGAACCCAUCCUGGUGUCCACCAUCAACUCCUGGAGACAUCUUGGGGUCCAUCAUCUGCUCCUGGUUCUCCUGAACCCAUCCUGGUGUCCAUCAGCUCCUGGAGACAUCUUGGGGUCCACCAUCUCUUCCUGGUCCUCUUGAACCCAUCCUGGUGUCCACCAUCAACUCCUGGAGCCAUUUUGGAGUCCACCAUCAACUCCUGGUUCCUCUGGGCCCACCCUGGUGUCCACCAUCUCCUCCUGGAGCCAUCUUGGGGUCCAUCACCUGCUCCUGGUCCUCCUGAACCCAUCCUGGUGUCCACCAUCAAAUCCUGGACCAAUCUCCUGGACCACCAUCUCCUCCUGGUCCUUCUGAAUCCAUCUUGGUGUCCACCAUCAACUCCUGGAGCCACCUUGGGGUUCAUCAUCUCCUGGUCCUCCUGGAGCCAUCUUGGUGUCCACCAUCAACUCCUGGAGACAUCUUGGGAUCCAUCAUCUCCUCCUGGUCCUCCUGGUCCCAUCUUGGUGUCCAUCCAACACUUGGACCAAUCUUGGAGAUGGGUCCAGCAUCUCCUCCUGAACCCAUCUUGGGCUCCACCAUCAACUCCUGCUUCUUCUGGGCCCAUCCUGGGGUCCAUCAUCUUCUCCUGGUGUCCAUCAUCUUCUCCAGGUCCUCCAAGACCCAACUUUGGGUCCAUCACCUCCUCCUGCUCCUGCUGGGCCCAUCCUGGUGUCCAUCAUCUUCUCCAAGUCCUUCACGUCUCUCCUUGGUGUCCAUCUCCUCCUCCUGGACCCAUCCUGGUGUCCAUCAUCUCCUCCAGGUUUCUCCUUGGUGUCCAUCUCCUCCUCCUGGACCCAUCCUGGUGUCCACCAUCUCCUCCAGGA
Zonotrichia leucophrys gambelii is the source of this 3474-nucleotide messenger RNA. RefSeq lists its product as uncharacterized. The transcript has 3 exons. The coding region runs from base 1229 to 1960 and encodes 243 amino acids. The record is from RefSeq and is a predicted model, not a curated record. NCBI's taxonomy places the organism in Eukaryota, Metazoa, Chordata, Aves, Passeriformes, Passerellidae.